This is a messenger RNA of Armigeres subalbatus, 3747 nucleotides long. It is a transcript of the gene ABCD, whose product is annotated as ATP-binding cassette sub-family D member 1. The coding region runs from base 833 to 3091 and encodes 752 amino acids. Gene Ontology annotation, biological process: long-chain fatty acid import into peroxisome; peroxisome organization; fatty acid beta-oxidation. Gene Ontology annotation, molecular function: ABC-type transporter activity; ATP hydrolysis activity; ATP binding. The transcript is spliced from 8 exons. Gene Ontology annotation, cellular component: peroxisomal membrane. The record is from RefSeq and is a predicted model, not a curated record. NCBI's taxonomy places the organism in Eukaryota, Metazoa, Arthropoda, Insecta, Diptera, Culicidae.
UUCUACUUGGCGAGAAACACAUCACGUUUGGAAACCGCACCUUGGUGCACGGUUUGAAAACCUCCUGUACCUCCGUAUCGAAUUGAGAGGAACGUACAUGUUUGAAGUGUUGUGUACUCGAACUCAUACGACGAUUGCGCUGUGUGUAGUUAUAUCUGCCAAAGCUUCUCGGUGAACGGAAAGUUCAGUGCAAGCUUCUGCUUCUCCUCCACUUCGAGUUCUGACUUACAAACGGCUGGAGCGCACAUCUCACACCGUGGUCGUCGUCGUCGCGGUUGUCGUCGGUUUGGUGCUGUUGAAUGGGUUGAGCUGGAUUUGACUUAAACGUUAGACUGCAUUUGAGAAGAGACUCUUGCUAGUUGUUUUCGUUUCGGAAGUGAUCAUUUUCGGAAGAUAUCUCACGUGAAAGUAGAAUUACGGGGCAAGAAAAGUGACAGUGGAAGUUGUACUUGGGUUUCCCCUUGAGCGCGAAGUGACCUCAAGGAUGUUGCGGAAUGCAUUUUAAGGUGCCUUACAGCGAGAAUAAAGAGCGAGUGCUGAAAGUGUGAAGCUGUAACAGAAGAAAGAGUAUUACGUGUCCUUCGGGUGCAGUAUAUGAAUAGUGAUUUGCGUUUUCGCAUUGCCCACGGUUGGACGGUUGAGCGCAACUUUUCCAAAGUAGAUUAGCCGUUUUUCACCAUAGUCAAUAUGCAUCAGCGCAGAACGUUCGAGAUCAACUGACCUACAGUCGUUAAGGAUGGGUUGAGCAAGAAACAACAAUAUUCCUUCCGAUCUGCACGAGUCGCUGUGUCAAAUAUAGUUGUGCAGAACCGGAAACUACAACAGCAUCACAAUGCCGACAGUCAUAUCAAAGUUUGCCAAACGGUCCAUCGACAAGCUCGAGGAGCUUGGCUAUUCCAAAGAGCUGGUCUCUCGAGGGCUGCUCGGCACAGCCCUUCUAGCAUACGGCAUAAAACUGUCGUACCCAUAUAUCAAACAACAACUAGAACGUAGCCAUAGUACAACAACCGAAACGAAAUGUGAUAAUGGUCUUAGUAGAAAUGAAAACAACAACCUCACUAAGGCAACCGAAGAUCCCGAAGAAAAAAUCGAGAAAAUAAUCAUCGAGAAGAAACGAAGGCGGAAUAAAUUGCCCGGCCUUAACCUAGAGUUCAUACUCCAGCUUAAGAAGUUGAUCCAAAUCAUGGUGCCGCGGAUUUUGUGCGAAGAAACGGGUCUGCUGGCGGUUCACACCACGUGCCUCAUAUCACGAACCUUCCUCAGCAUCUAUGUAGCCGCGAUGGAAGGUGCCAUCGUCAAGUACAUCGUGAGAAAAGAUGUUAAAAACUUUGUGCUUAUGCUGCUGAAAUGGUUCGGUAUAGCGAUACCGGCCACCUUCAUCAACUCUAUGAUUCGCUAUUUGGAGAACAAACUGGCGCUGGCGUUUAGAACCCGGCUGGUGAAUCAUGCCUACGAUAUGUACUUCAAGAACCAAACCUACUACAAAGUGUCGAACUUGGACGGCCGCAUCGAGAACGCCGAUCAUCGAUUGACCGACGACAUUUCGACCUUCUCGAGCUCGGUCGCUCACCUGUACAGCCACCUGACGAAACCAUGCUUCGAUCUGAUGUUGAUUGGAAUUGCUAUGGCACGCUCGUCGCGGAAAAUGAAAGCCAACAUUGUGAUGGGUCCGGCGUUGGCAACGAUCGUGAUUGGAACGACGGCGCACAUUCUGCGUAUAGUGUCACCCAAAUUCGGCCAGCUCGUGUCAGAGGAAGCUAACCGUAACGGAUAUCUGCGUCAUGUGCAUUCCAAGAUAAUCACGAACGCUGAGGAGAUCGCCUUCUACGGGGGUCACAAGGUUGAACACGCUCAGCUUCAAGACGCAUACUCAAGGCUGGUGACUCAGAUGAACAACAUCUUCACGCAAAAGCUGUGGUUCAUCAUGCUGGAGCAAUUUUUCAUGAAAUAUGUCUGGUCCGGUACCGGAAUGGUGAUGGUGUCGCUGCCGAUUUUGACCGUAAACAGUCUUCCGGGCGAAAAGCUUCGCAAGAGUAAAGGCGAUGCAGAGUACGGAAUAAGCGAGCGAACGCAGUACUUCACGACAGCUCGGAACCUUCUGCUCAGUGGCGCCGAUGCGAUUGAGCGUCUUAUGUCGUCAUACAAAGAAAUUGUAGCCUUGGCUGGGUACACGAGUCGUGUCGCAGGAAUGUUUGAGGUAUUCGAACAAGUUUCGCAAGGCGUGUACCAAAAGACGGUUGUUUCCGUUGAUCGCAACGAUGGAGGUAUAUUAGAAUUUAAGAAUGGACAGCCAAUUGCCAAAGGAACGAUCGUAUGUAGCGAUAACGAUGAAGACAUGUCAAUUUCAUUAGACAGCGUGCCUGUAGUAACGCCAAAUUGUGACAUUGUGGUAUCUAGUUUGACCUUAACAAUUGCACCAGGAAUGCAUUUACUGAUCACGGGACCAAAUGGAUGCGGUAAAUCCAGCUUGUUCCGUAUCUUGAGUGGACUGUGGCCCAUUUACGGCGGGACACUUCGUAUCCCCAAGCGAUCCCAGGGAAAGCCGUGUAUGUUCUACAUUCCGCAACGGCCAUACAUGUCUUGCGGUAGUUUACGGGAUCAAAUUAUUUACCCCGACACGAGGAAGGAAAUGCUGAGUAAAAACAUCACCGAAUGCCAGCUGAGAGAAAUCAUGCGACUGGUUUCUCUUGAGCAUAUUAUUGAUAGGGAUAGUUUCGACGAAAUCAGAGAUUGGAAGGAUACCCUCUCUGGAGGCGAAAAACAACGAAUGGCCAUGGCUAGGCUGUUCUAUCACAAGCCACAUUAUGCCUUGCUGGACGAAUGUACCAGUGCAGUAUCCAUUGAUGUAGAAAGCUCCAUCUACGAAACUGCUAUAUCUAUGGGAAUCACUCUACUAACAAUCACGCAUAGACCAACUUUAUGGAAAUUCCACUCCCACAUCCUCGAGUUUGAUGGCCAAGGCGGGUGGGUUUUUGAACCCCUCGCCAAGGAUGCGCAGCAAAAGGUUCCUACAACCAAGCAGAGCUUGUUCCACAAUCACAAACCAUUCACGGACGCACCGGAGAUGGCAUCUUCAGCGGUAUCGGCGUAGUUACAAUAUGCAGCUACUCUUAGUCCACCGUGCUACAUACUAUCUUGGAGAUGAAAACGGUUAAUGGCUAAAAAUCACAUGAAGAAAGUUUUGAAAAAUAUGUUUCAUCACACAUUUUCGAGAUUAUCCAUAUUAGACUAUCUGUGACAAUUGUAGUAAAUUUUUCCAUCCUAGGUUAAGGGUAUGCUUUACCACACAAACGUGGGGGAAUUUAUAAGUACUUAUAGUACACAACGUUAUGAUCAGUAGAACAGCUCUUAUAAAAAGGCUCAUUGUGUCCAUUUUACGAGAAGUACUUUUUAAGCAUACGUCUGUCGAUCAAUUUAAUGUGCAGACUGCAGAGCAGUUAGUAACUUCUUCAAUUCUUUCUAUGUACGAUUUCUUAAUCAACGGAUAAACUGAGGAUGGGGAUACUAACUGUGUUUUGACCUUAGAAUAUUCGAAUUUUGGAGAUACUUGCAUCCAUUUAAACGUACUUUGUAACACAACUCUCUUGUCAGUUCAUGCUAUGUCGAUUAAAAUAGUAAUCACAAUAUUUCUGUGAUUGAAAAUAUGUUGUUUUUAAAUCCCGUUUGUUGAAUUUCUGUACAUACAAUUUUAGGAGGAAUUUGAAGUGUAGGUUCACAUUUAUGAAAUAAAGGUUAAUUAACUUUUAA